Didymella exigua CBS 183.55 is the source of this 1605-nucleotide messenger RNA. RefSeq names its product Cryptochrome/photolyase FAD-binding domain-containing protein. Gene Ontology annotation, cellular component: nucleus; cytoplasm. The coding region runs from base 1 to 1605 and encodes 534 amino acids. The transcript has a single exon. Gene Ontology annotation, molecular function: FAD binding; DNA binding. Gene Ontology annotation, biological process: circadian regulation of gene expression; entrainment of circadian clock by photoperiod. The record is from RefSeq and is a predicted model, not a curated record. NCBI's taxonomy places the organism in Eukaryota, Fungi, Ascomycota, Dothideomycetes, Pleosporales, Didymellaceae.
AUGUCGAAGCGAACCGCAUACGACCGUGAUGAGCUUGGUCACACCACAACCAAGCGCGCAAAGGAGGUGGACGAGAACCUGCCUUACCAUCAGCUGAAGGAAGCUCUAGGCGCGCAAGAAGAAAAAAACGAUGUCUCAAUGGUGGCCUGGUGGUGUCACCCGAAAGAUAUGCGUAUCCAGGACAACACUGCUCUUCACCAUGCUUCUGAGCUUACACAGAGCUCAAAGAAACCACUUGUUGGCUUGUACCUGCACUGUGCAGCAGACGAGUCGUGGCACGGUACAAGUCCAGCACGGAUGGACUUUAUGUGUGAGGGACUUGCUAUUAUUCAGAAGGAGCUGAAGGAACUCAACAUUCCGUUUGUGUUCCUAGAGUGCGAAGAUCGGAGGAAAAUUGUGCCAACCGCCGUGGACUGGAUGAAGGAGCACAAGGUGUCCCACGUGUUUAGCAAUUACGAGUACGAGAUCGAUGAAAUGCGACGCGACAUCAAGCUUGUGAAGCAGGUUGGGAAUGACGUCCAUGUCUCCAUAUACCACGAUCAGACGGUAGUCGAGCCAGGGACUAUGUUGACAGGGAGUGGCAAGCCGAUGAAGGUGUUUACACCUUACUUUGGCAAGUGGCUGGAUAUCGUCAAGGCAGAGCCGGAGCUUUUGGAUCUACGCCCUGACCCCAAAAAACAGAGCGACAAGAUUGCGAAAGAGCUCAAGGACCUCUUCGGUACAAAGCCUCCGCGACCGGGGAAAGACAAGCAGUUUAAGGACGAGGAGGAUAGGAAACGCAUCCGAAGGCUGUGGCCCGCUGGUCACAAAUCUGGCGUAAAGCGUAUGGUUGCGUUUUUAAAUCAGAUCAAGAACUACAAAGCCACACGAUCAAAUCCCGCCAAAGACUCGACAUCCCGCCUGAGCGCAUAUUUCUCCGCCGGCAUGUUUAGCGUACGCGAAGCCUUACAAAAGGUUAGCGACUACAACGGCGGUAGCAGCGACUUCACCGAAGGGCGCUCGAAGCCCGGAGUAUACAGCUGGGUGCGCGAGAUUGUAUUCCGCGAACUGUACCGACAGACCACGAUGACGACGCCGCACACCUCGAUGAACCUGCCGCAGAACCUCAAGUUCGACUUUGUACAAUGGGAAGACGACGAGGAGGGUUGGAAGAAGUGGUACAAGGGCACAACGGGUGAGCCGUUCAUCGAUGCGGGCAUGCGCCAGCUGAACCACGAGGCAUAUAUGCACAAUCGUCUGCGCAUGAAUGUGUCUUCGUACUUGUACUGCAAUUUGCUCCUCGACUAUCGUCGCGGCGAGCGUUACUUCGCUGAGACGUUGAUCGACUGGGACUUGAGCAACAACACGCAAGGCUGGGAGCCUAGCUAUACUGUGUUCAACCCUGUCAGUCAGGCGGAGCGCAACGACCCUGAUGGCGACUACAUUCGCAAGUGGGUUCCUGAGCUGAAGGACGUGAAGGGCAAGGCGAUUUUCGCACCCUAUGAGAGGCUCAGUAAGGAGGAGUUUGAGAAAUUAGGGUACCCGAAGCCGCAUGUCAACUGGAAACAGACGAAGCAGAGGUGCAUGGAAAGGUUCAAGAAUGAUAUGUCUGGUGUUGAGCCUUGA